AUGAACGAUGGGAAACCACAUCCAACAUUCGAGCUGGUACUCCCCACACAUUGUAUCCGAACGAACUCCAGUGGAAAGAUGACUGCAAGACCAGGAUCGAUGGCCGCCCAACAAGCAGGCCUCCCCGAUGCAUUACUUGCGUCCAACAUUCCCCUGAUCAGGGCGCCCGGCACAUGGCUUCCCAAACCAAUUGCUUGUCCGAGCGACCUCCAUCCGUUGCCUGAAGACGUCACCGCAUAUUUUGUGUAUCCAUAUACGUUGGAGCCAUCGUCGAUAAGAUAUCUGCAUGGGCUCUCAUCCCACCCGACCAACUGGGAAACCACCCUACAAUCCACGCAAACCUACUUGGAGGACCGUCGACUCCGAAAAGAAGCAGAGCGGCUCCGGAUCGAGCUCGAGAAAGAACAGAGCAGGUUGGACUCCUUGAGGCUGAUUGCCCCCGGCUGGAAUGGAGCGAUGGAGUCGAUUCUGGGCGCUCCUUCUACUAGUGCUCCUCCGCCUACAUCCUCUGCCCCUUCCACUACUCCUCACGACUCUCAUCCCUCAUAA
Puccinia graminis f. sp. tritici CRL 75-36-700-3 is the source of this 549-nucleotide messenger RNA. RefSeq lists its product as uncharacterized. The transcript has 3 exons. The record is from RefSeq and is a predicted model, not a curated record. NCBI's taxonomy places the organism in Eukaryota, Fungi, Basidiomycota, Pucciniomycetes, Pucciniales, Pucciniaceae. The coding region runs from base 1 to 549 and encodes 182 amino acids.